Molecule: messenger RNA, 2306 nt
Organism: Nymphaea colorata (pocket water lily)
Lineage: Eukaryota; Viridiplantae; Streptophyta; Magnoliopsida; Nymphaeales; Nymphaeaceae
Product: protein SOSEKI 3
Exons: 6
Coding region: 427-1971 (514 amino acids)
Source: RefSeq, a predicted model, not a curated record
AAAUUCUGGUAGGAAAAGUUUGAUAAGUGGAAGAGAGAGAAAGAGGGCGGGACUGACGGACGGUGACUACGGACAAGAGCACCAUAAAGGAGCGUGCUCUGCAACGAGGACUGAGGGAUUGUCAAAUGCCAUAUUACCCGUGCAAAGACUGAAAGAGCUCCCUGUUUUUAGGCUUUCUCGUCUUCGGACGGAGAGGAUUUCACGGGCUCACCAAACCAUUCCUCUCUCCUUAGUGUGGCUGCCGUCCGAUUGGAUGCUUGUCAGUGUCCAUACUUCUUUAAAUCUCCGUCUACCUCCCUCCCUCUCUCUGAAACAGAGGAAGAAAAUCAAAUAGCUAGAUUUUGCGCCAUCGUUGAGGGUCUUCAAAUCGAUGGUGGGUGUCUAAAAUUUUUUUCCUCACUCUGUUGAACUGGGGAGUGACGUUUGAUGGCAAUGUCGGUGAGCCCCAAAGGGAAGAGGAUGGAGGUGGGGGUCAAGAAGCCGCACCACCGCCAGAACGGCGGGAGUCCGGAGGGCUCGACGGCCAAGGUGUCGCCGGAUGCACCGCCGCGGUACCAAUUCCCGAAGAGAGUUCCGGUGGUCUACUACCUCUACAGGAACCGGCAUCUCGAGCACCCGCAUUUCAUCGAGGUCCCUCUUUCUUCCUCCCACGGCCUCUUCCUCAGAGAUUUCAUAGAGCGCCUGAAUGUUCUAAGAGGGAAGGGGAUGCCCGCCUUGUACUCAUGGUCUUGCAAAAGGAGCUAUAAGAAUGGGUUUGUGUGGCAUGACCUCUGCGAAGAAGAUCUGAUCUACCCCACAAACGGGAAUGAGUAUAUUCUAAAGGGCUCUGAACUAUUAGAAGAGAUUCCAUGUUCCCUUACAUCUGAUCGGCAGCAACAUCAGCAACAGCAAUUACAGCAACCACCACCAGUUCUUCAAACCAAGCAACACCAGGAGUCCUCUUCAGCAUCUACUUCCUCCUCUCCAGGCGCGGGAAAGCUCUCCCGGUCGUCGGAUUCUUCCCCUUCGAGCGCCGGACAGGAGUACAAGCUCUUCAAAGCUGCGGCGACAAAGCCGGCCGCGGCCGACGUCGCGACGCAGACGAGCGACCCCGUGCGUCAGACAUGCAGCAGAGGGGUGUCGACGGAGGAACCGGAGGAAGAGCCGGAGGACGAGGACGACGACGGCGGGCGGGAAGAGCCUGUGGAGGCCGACCCGAGUCGCGCGUCGCCUCCGCCUUGCUCGACGUCGUCGGGCGAGAAGGAGAAGCCCGAGACGCUCGAGUCGCUGAUCAGCGCUGACCGGAAGCUCCGGAGCUUCCGAUACAUAUCGGACGACUCGGUAAUGUAUCGUCCCGAGAGCUCCAAGCCGAGGGUGACGGACAUGCUGAUGCAGCUCAUCUCUUGUGGUUCCAUCUCGGUCAAGGACCACGGUUUCGGCCUCGUCCCCACGUACCGGUCUCGGGUUUUUGCCGGAGAGAGCCGGAGGUUCGGCGACUCGGGUCGGUACCCGUGGAAAUCCGGUCUUUUGUGCGAGUUGGACUCGCUCUGCGAGAACCCUAGACUCAUGGGGAUCAGGUUGGAGGACAAGGAGUACUUCAGCGGCAGCCUGCUGGAGACGAAGAAGCGGCAGGAGGAAGGCGCCAACCCUGUUCCUUCUCUCAAGCGAUGCUCCUCCUAUAACGCCGAGAGGGGUGGCAAAUCAGAUGCCAAGCAGGAACAACCAGAGGAGCCAGCUCGUUCCAAAUGCAUCCCUCGGACCAUAAAAUCUGCACACAACAAGCUGGCCAGAUCUCCACUUGCCGACAACCCACGGAAGUCGUCUGCUCGCUACCCUGAUGAAUGUGCUUCUUUGCAGAACGGUGGCAGACAUAUUACUGAAGCAUCCUCAUCAGAGAGGAAAUCUUCGAAGAGAUUUGAGUCUUUCAGGGAAGGAGAGAAGGAUAAGAUUAUCAAGAUUGAAGAAAGCUUCCUUCAGGAGCUCGGGUUAUAAUACAAGCAAAAGCUGCCAGUGAGGACAGUGAAGGCAGCAGCAGCAGUUGCUGAGUGUAACCGGACAGCUAUGAGCUAACUCCUAUGAUGGAUGGGGUUGCCUACCACCCCCUUUUGCUGAACUUAUCGGAAUGAAAAAAAGAACAAAAAAUUGGAGUGCUUGUAUCCACUAUUCACACCUCCUCUCACGUCCUUUUGUUUGUAUUUUGUAUGUAAUAUCCUCUUGUUCCGUUCUGCCCUCUCCCCUCAUGCCAUAGGAAUCGGUGUCUCCUUUUUCUCUUUUCUGUAAUCUGCGAUAUAUUUAAUUGUCAUUAUAUAAUAACAGCAAUUCUCUUA